AGGGACGCGACGACGCGGACACGGCCGCACUAGCGGCGGCGGCGGCGGUGGCGGCUGUAGCCAGGGGGCCGGGAGGGUGAGUCUUGCACUCUCCCACUUCCCGGGGCUGGCGCACACGGGCCGGCCACAGCCGCCUCUCCUAGUACCGGCGGCGGCGGCGGCGGCGGCGGCGGCGGCGGCGGCGGCAGCGGCAGCGGCAGCAGCAGGCGUUGUAGCAGCGGCUGGGCCAGCGCCCGGAGCCCCGCGCGGCGUCUCUUUCAGCCCUCGGGGCUGCGGCCACCGGUCCCCGGCGGCCCCGCGGGGCGCGCACCGCCCGAAUCCCGACCCUCUUUCCUUGUCUCCUGCCCCGCGUCCUGCUCCGGGCUCCGCGGCUGCCCCUCGGGGUGCGCGGGCCGGCGUACGGACAGUCGGGCUGCCAGCCGGAGGGCCAGACGAGACCAAGCGAGCGGGGACGGCCGUCGGGGGGCGAGCUCCGGGCCCUGAACUCCGACGCCCGCGCACACAGCCGGCCGCCUCGGGCCCCCCGGGACCAUGAACAGCAGCAGCAGCAGCAGUAAUAGCAGCGCCAAAGGCGGGGGUGGGGGCAGCGGGGGCGGCAGCGACAAAGAACCCAGCCCGAACGACGGCGGCCUCGCGGAGGAAGAGGUCCGGACCCUCUUUGUCAGUGGCCUCCCUCUGGAUAUCAAGCCUCGGGAACUUUAUCUGCUCUUCAGACCUUUUAAGGGCUAUGAAGGUUCCCUAAUAAAGCUGACUUCAAAGCAGCCCGUCGGCUUUGUCAGUUUUGAUAGUCGAUCAGAAGCAGAAGCUGCCAAGAACGCUCUGAAUGGCAUUCGCUUCGAUCCUGAAAUUCCCCAGACCUUGCGACUAGAGUUUGCCAAGGCAAACACAAAGAUGGCAAAGAACAAACUUGUUGGGACCCCGAACCCCAGCACUCCUCUGCCCAGUACUGCCCCUCAGUUCAUCACCAGGGAGCCAUAUGAGCUCACAGUGCCUGCACUUUAUCCCAGUAGCCCUGAAGUGUGGGCCCCGUACCCUCUGUACCCAGCGGAGUUGGCGCCUGCUCUGCCCCCUCCUGCUUUCACCUAUCCCGCUUCACUGCAUGCCCAGGUCCCCUGGCCCCAACCUGCAGCGGGGGUUCUGUCCCCCCUCCCCUUCCUUCACCAUCUGUCUCAGGAAGGCCACUCCAGCUCUGCUCUUUGCUUAAUGAGCAAAUGGAUUCAGAUGCACGCGGCCGUGAACCACGGAUGCGCUGGCUCCCUCCCUCCGAGGCUACUUCUCAGGGCUGGAAGUCCCGGCAGUUCUGCUGAACACUGUGUACCAGGUGUGUGAUGGCGGCUACACUUUGUCUUGUGGGUAUUGAUACAAUCUUCGGCAGUAGCUGCUGGUUUCACGAGCUUUUUUGUUAAGACUGCAGCUUACUGGCUUGAAUGAAGCAUCACCUGGUUUUGAUUCCUCCAAGACGUUGCCACAGCCUCUAUCACACAUCUGUACUUGUCGAAGAAAAAGUAUAAUAAUAAAUAAAACUGUUUUUCUCUUUGA
Messenger RNA from Monodelphis domestica (gray short-tailed opossum), 1539 nucleotides. RefSeq names its product RNA binding protein, mRNA processing factor (gene RBPMS). Gene Ontology annotation, molecular function: RNA binding. The record is from RefSeq and is a predicted model, not a curated record. Lineage: Eukaryota; Metazoa; Chordata; Mammalia; Didelphimorphia; Didelphidae.